This is a messenger RNA of Physella acuta, 1252 nucleotides long. RefSeq lists its product as uncharacterized. Lineage: Eukaryota; Metazoa; Mollusca; Gastropoda; Physidae. The record is from RefSeq and is a predicted model, not a curated record.
AGCUUAUUAUGUUUGGUGUGGGGAAAAAACAUUUUCGUUCAGCGAUUAUCUCAGUGUUUUAAGCAUAAUCCGUGUGAUUCAGCCGUUGAAGUUGGUGUUUUAUUAUAAUACGUUGCCAUCGGAUCGCGGGUAUUUUUAUAACACUUGGUUUUCGGAAUUAAGACAGAAUAUACCUUAUUUAGAUCUUAGGGAGAUGAAUAGGGUUGUAGUAUGUAAUACGUUAGAUGCUGUGGAUUAUGUUUUGGAGCAGUUAGUUAUCAGUAAAGUUGGGGGUGUUUUCGUUGGAGAAAAUGCUAUUCUUACUUAUACCCCGGAUAUAUUAAAAAAUAAGAGUAUAUUAGCCUAUUCAAGAUCGGAUGAAAUCUCUAGUGAAAAAGUUAUUUUUUUCGUCAAACAAAACGAUCAGACUAAUCUUGAUGUUGAAGAGUUCAAGACGGCGGUUCACAAAUCUUCCUUGGAGUGCCACACACCAGAACAAUACGACAGCAACGCUGUGGGGUCUAAUCCAUUAACAGAUCGCAACCAUUCCUCGCCGUGUAUAGUUUUGUCCAACACAAUCUACCCAGAAUACAUUGCAAACAGCACAUCACCUUUUUCUGCUGUGAUACGGUCUUUGUACUACGGCAAACCUGAUCGAGUUUUUCCUAAACAAACUCAGGACGCCGCUGACGUCGUGCCACUGACCAACCAUCUGAUCCUGAUGAACCCCAACCACCGCCAGCCCAUCGAGUGGGCGUUCGAACACUACCUCAGCGCUCUGUCAGCUCUGUACGUGGCACGCUUCGACAGAGUGUACGUCCAUGGUGACACAGAACCUUCUGGAAAAUACUGGAACAAAUUAAAGAAAGAAAACGUCACGUUCGUCUAUAUAGAUGGCAUUAGCUCAAUAUUUCAACAAAAUGUCUUAGAAAUGGCUCAUAAAACUGACAUUUUGAGGGUUUUGGUUUUAUAUAAAUACGGUGGAGUAUACAACGACAACGACGUGAUUUGGGUGAAUCCGAUUUCCGACGACCUCCGACGUUACCCGACGGUGGCGUGUCUGGAACUGUCAAAGGAAGGAGACUGGCCCAGGGUCAUCAACAACGGUGUGUUGGCAUCAAAACCCAAGGCUCCGUUUCUAGUUCAUGUUCUGGAGUCUUUCUGGUAUUACAGGGAUGAUUUAUGGGCGCUCAAUUCAGUCUACAUGUUCUACAAGGUGUUUGAAAGGUACCCGGACACGAUACACAUAGAUAAAAGGUUACAGGUUAGUUAA